Maylandia zebra (zebra mbuna) is the source of this 4856-nucleotide messenger RNA. The record is from RefSeq and is a predicted model, not a curated record. NCBI's taxonomy places the organism in Eukaryota, Metazoa, Chordata, Actinopteri, Cichliformes, Cichlidae.
CUGACCGGACGUCUGCACACGUUUACGAGGUGUGCUUGAAUGUGUCAUGAGGGCGGAGUUAGCACAGCAGUGAGGUUUAGCCUAGCAGGAAAUACUGAGGCUAACCACCGCAGCGGUGGAAAACAAAAACCAGCCAACCCAGUUUUAGUUCCUUAUAGAUCUUUAGAUGUGAUAGUUGCUCAACAAGAAGCCUGUCGCCUGGAUUCCGGGAAUACUUAUUCACGGCGUGUCUACGUCUUCCUCGACUCUGGAAGGGGAGAGAUACCUCUUUGUAACUAAUACACCGGGAACUGGUCGGAUUUGGAAUUUCUUUCAACGGCUGUAAACGGUGCACCUCUGCUGAGCAACGGCCGUUUGGAAUCAGCUGGAUCAUCUACCUCUAUCUCCUGUGGCUCCUCCAGCCAGCAAGUGUCAGCGGGCCUUCUGGCUGCACACCGGUAUUGACAGGAUGAAAAGGUUCAGGCGGCACGGUCAAGAGUCCCAGAGGGAUCGGCUAAAACAGGAACUCUUCGCGUUUAAUAAGACAGUGGAGCAUGGAUUCCCCCACCAGCCCAGUGCUCUGGGCUACAGUCCCUCCUUGAAGCUGCUGGCCAUUGGCACUCGCUCCGGGGCUAUCAAACUAUAUGGAGCUCCAGGUGUGGAGUUCAUGGGGCUACAUGAUGAGAAUGCUGCUGUCACACAGGUGCACUUCAUGCCCCACCAGGUUGAGCUGGUUACUUUGCUGGAUGACAACAGUUUGCACAUGUGGACUCUAAGAGGACACAAUGGACUUUCGGAACUUCUUGAAAUAGGACGCUUCACGCUGACUGGACCACCUGGUGCCCCUCCAAGCGUGACCAGAGUGACAGCAGUACUGGCCCACUCCUCAGGUGAGCUGCUGCUGUUGGGGACAGAAGGUGGACAUGUAUUUGUAGUUGAAGUUCCAGGAUUCAGAGAGCUGGAAGAGAGGAACAUCAGCCUUGACCAAAUUGCCAGCAGCGUACCUGAUGACUACAUCGGUCGCAGAAAUCUAGAACACGUUGAGGCCUUACAAGAGAACCCGGUCGAUCCAGAUCAGGUCAUCAUUGGCUAUGGACGUGGCCUCAUGGUCAUCUGGGAUUUGGAGAAAAAACUUGCCAUCCAGCACAUUCCUGCCACACAGCAACUGGAGAGUGUGUGUUGGACUGAGGACGGAAAGUACAUUCUGAGUUCACACAGCGAUGGAAGCUAUUGUCGAUGGAUGGUGGGGGGGCAGGACACGAACGAGGAAGAGAAAUCAGACAUUCCUUAUGGACAUUUUCCCUGCAAGGCCAUUUCUAAAAUAGUUCAGCUCCCUACAGAAGAAGGGCCUCCAUUCCUGCUGUUCAGUGGUGGUAUGCCCAGGGCCAGUUAUGGGGACAGACACUGUAUUACAGUGAUCCAUGGUAAAAAACACGUGGCCUUGGACUUUACCUCCAGGAUCAUCGACUUCUUCGUCAUUAGAGAUGGACCGGAGCACACAGGAGAGCCCAGUGCCCUGGUUGUCCUGGUGGAGGAGGAGCUGGUAGUUAUUGACUUGCAGACUGAGGGCUGGCCCAUCAUACAGACUCCUUACUUGGUCCCCCUUCAUAGUUCAGCCAUAACAUGCUCACAUCAUGUCUCCACCAUUCCCCUCAAACUGUGGGAGAGGAUCUUCGCUGCUGGAAAGCAUCAGAAUGCACACUACUCAAAAAAGCCGUGGCCAGUAACAGGAGGUCAGAACCUGGCCCCAGAUCCUCCACAGAGAGAUCUGCUCCUCACGGGGCAUGAGGAUGGCACAGUUCGUUUCUGGGAUGCAUCAGGAGUCUGUCUCUAUCCCAUGUACAAGCUGAGCACAGCUGGAGUAUUCCACACAGAUGCUGACCCCAAUGACAACAUGAACCAAGGGACUGAAGGAGAAUGGCCUCCAUUUAGAAAGGUUGGCUGUUUUGACCCCUACAGUGAUGACCCAAGGCUUGGCAUCCAGAAGAUCCAUCUCUGCAAAUAUAGUGGUUAUCUGACUGUAGCUGGCACUGCGGGACAGAUCCUAAUGUUGGAGUUGAAUGACGAGGCAGCAGAGCAAACCGUGGAGGCUAAAGUUGUGGAUUUGCUGCAAGGUCAAGAAGGAUUUCGAUGGAAGGGCCACACUCAGCUGGAUAUCCAGGAAGACCCAGUGAUGUUUCCUGCAGGCUUCCAGCCCUUUGCUGUUGUCCAGUGCCAGCCCCCAGCUGUGGUCACUGCUCUCACACUGCACUCAGAGUGGAAGCUGAUAGCCUUUGGCACCAGUCAUGGGUUUGGGUUAUAUGACUACCAACAGAAGAACAGUGUCCUGAUCAAGUGCACACUAAACCCCAGCGAUCAGCUGGCCAUGGAGGGUCCUCUGUCCAGAGUGAAGAGCAUAAAGAAAUCCCUGCGACAAUCCUUUAGACGAAUCAGACGUAGCAGAGUCUCUCUAAGAAAACAACAUGUUAACACUGCUACUAAGCUCCAAGAGGCAAAUGCUCGUCUGGAGGCUGAAUUGGCAGAGAUGGAGCUGGCUCCCGUCCAGAGGAAAAUUGAAGCUCGCUCUUCAGACGACUCUUUCACUGGCCUAGUACGGACGCUCUACUUUGCUGACACCUUCCUCUCUGACAGUUCACAUAACACACCCUCCCUAUGGGCAGGGACCAAUGGUGGCUGUGUGUUUGCCUACAUGCUUCGCCUUCCUUCUGUCGAGCAUAGAGCAGAUGAGCCUGUCACAGCUCAACUAUCCAAGGAGAUUCAGCUGAUGCACCGCGCUCCUGUUGUUGGUAUUGUGGUGUUAGAUGGACAUGGGGCUCCUCUCCCUGAGCCCCUGGAGGUGGCUCACGACCUGGCUCGCGCACCUGAUAUGCAGGGCUCACACCACCUCCUGGUCGUGUCUGAGGAACAGUUUAAGGUUUUCACGCUGCCAAAAGUUAGUGCUAAGAUGAAAUUAAAGCUGACUGCUGUUGAUGGCUCUCGAGUGCGACGGGUAGGCAUGGCCUGGUUUGGCAGCAGUCGGACAGAGGACUAUGGUGAAAGCGGCUUGUUGGUCCUGACUAAUCAGGGCGAUGUUCACGUGGUGUCACUGCCACACGUCAAGAUGCAGGUACAUUACCCCUGCAUCCGCCGAGAGGACGUCAGUGGAAUCGCUUCUUGUGUUUUCACCAAGCACGGCCAAGGCUUCUACCUGAUCUCCCCGUCUGAGUUUGAAAGAUUCUCUUUGUCGACCCGCUGUGUUGUGGAGCCUCGUUGUCUGGUGGAGGCUCCACUUCAUUCUGGCUGCUCCAACCAACACCAGUCACAGCCAGAUGGAGCUUCAUCUACUCAUAGAGCCAAACAUGAUGGUGAGGAUGCAGAAAAUGCAGCUAAACAUGUUAUGGAGCAUGCUUUGCUGAAUGAUGAGAAAGUACUUCAGGAGAUCCAGAAGUCACUAGAAGGAGAUCAAAUGUCAUUCCUGGAGAAUAAUGUGAAAAGUGCUGUAGCGUGAGGAGCCUAUCUCAACAGCUGAGAGAACCGACAUGUUGAUAUGUCUAAAAUGGACCUAAGCAACAGAUCUUGCCUCCAUUUUAGCUGACACUACUGACACCUGACCCCUCUCCUCAAAGACUUACCCAUCCCGCCAUUUACUGAUGCUGCGCUCACACUGGCCCCUUCAUAGAGACACCAAUAGGCUCUUGUCAGAAGUGCUUUCUGAACAUCUAGGGCUUUGGCUCAGUAAUGGUGCAAAGAAUGUGAAGGAAGUGACACCACAUGUGCCUAAGGACCAUACACUGCUGCCAUAGCAUGGCCACACCCAUUUAAACCCAAAGCUGGAUGAGGCACAUUACUGGCGUGUGACCGGAUCCCUUCAAAUCAGCCUUCUACAUCUGACAUGGAAGCUACUGAGCUGUUUUGUUUGGUAUAAAACUGUUUGUUUAAAUUCACUUGAUGUUCUAAUGGCCUUUAUCACUACCAGCAUCACCAUCUAGUCACUGUACUCUGCUGUAUAUCUUACUGGCCUUCAUCUCCUCAUAGAGACAUGAAGAAGAAAUUUGGGGGAUGAUUUUAAAUAACAUUGAUAAAUAUUUUGUGUAGUUUAGAUUUGUGAUUUGUUGUAGGAAAGCCCAUUUCUACCUGCAAAAACAUGUUGUGUCCAAAAUUAUAAAGUGUUAAAUUAACAAGUUGCUGUAACAAAAACUUGACAAAUUCUUGAGACACUGAAACGCAGAGGAAACGCGCGUUUCAGUCUGAAUUAGGUGACACUAUUUUAAUUCGUUUGGGGUUCUUUGUUGGUUUUGUUUGUUUAUACAACAUUGAUGUAACACAAAUCAUGCGUUUUCACUUCAUGCAUAGUCUUUAUAUUUUUUCAUGUCUUAACUUUUUAAAUUUAUAUCGACAAAGUUGGCAUGAUUUUAACUUUUAGUGGUUUUUUUUUUUAUGUUAAUGAGCUUCCAUGCUAUUCAGAAAAUCAGUGGAACAUGUUCAGUAAUGCCUGAGAUGAUUGAUGUGUGUGCGUGUGUUAUUUUGACUUAUCAUUUAAUUAGCAUUACACAUUCUUUACACCACGCAUAGGUACUGAUGCACUACUGCAAUUUUUGUGCAUGUUCUGAUUUUAAUAUUUUGCUUUUGCAGGUAAUAAAUACUGUAAUUUAGGAAUGUAAUUAUAAACUAUUGUGCUGAAAUAUUUUUAAUAUAUAAAUGACUCUUUACCUGUGGAUCUGUUGUAACUGGGGUUGGCUGCUAUUUAGAUCACACAAGGAAAUAUUUUGGUACUAUCUCUCACAAUGCUGGGUGUUUUAGCAUCAGUCUAGAAUCUAUUUUUGUAGUGAAAGAACGCUAAUUUUUUUUAAAUAACUUUACACUACAGUUUUCUAGGAUAAAAUUGUUUUUUCAAAGAA